AUGAGCAGCGAUAGAGUUUCUCCGAAGUCGCACAACACAUAUGUGCUUGUUACAGGCGCCAACAGUGGUCUGGGCCUCGCAACCUGCUGUCGUCUGAUCGAUGAAUUCCUCGACUCUCGGCCACCGACUCAUCAAUUGACCCUAGUAUUCACCACCCGAGACGACAGGAAAGGCAGCGCCACCCUCGCCGCCUUGAAGAAACAUGAGUCCAACCACAAGACCAUCCUACCCAGAGUUCGCAUUUCGCAUCCGCCCAUCUUCUUCCGGUCGGAGAACCUCGAACUUACAUCCCUCCUCUCCAUCAGAGCCCUCACUCAGCGUCUACUGCGAAGUGCUAUACCCAGACUCGAUGCAAUCAUACUCAAUGCCGGUGUAGGCGGCUUCGUCGGCAUCAAAUGGCCGCAGGCUUUCUGGACAGCUGGGACCGAUCUAGUGGAAGCCACAACAUGGCCGACGUUCAAACUCUCAGCGACGGGGCUAAUCACGCCGCCUCAACUACCCUCCUCAACACGACCAGACCGCGAGGACGAAGAACCAGUCCUAGGUGAAAUCUUCUGCGCCAACAUCUUCGGCCACUACCUGCUCACACACUGGCUGAUGCCCCUCCUCCGAGCCUGCCCGCAUUCCCAUCCAGCACGAAUCAUCUGGCUCUCAUCCAUCGAAGCGCAACCCCACCACUUCAACCCAUCCGACAUCCAAGCCCUCACAUCCCGCAACGCCUACGAACACGCCAAGCGCAUGACAGACCUCCUGGCCCUAACCUCCUCCACCGAAAAUCGCGCAACCUCCAAAUCGGUUCAUUCCUUCCUUUCCCUCCCCUCCCCAACCGACAGACGCCUCACCAACAACCCCUGCCCCUCCAAACCAACCAUCCACGUAGCCCACCCCGGCAUCUGCGCCACCUCCAUCGUUCCCCUCCCUUUCCUCCUCAACCUCCUCAUGAUCCUCGCGCCUUCUACGCUGCCCGCCUCCAUACCGUCUCCGCCUACGUCGGCCGGGCCCGCGAAAUGGGGAUCCGCGGUGACGAGGUGGGGAAGGGGCAGCGUGCAGAGGACGGAUGUGUCAGGGUGGGGGUUGAGCGGGGAUGGUGGGGUCGUGGAGUGGUGGCAGGCGGGGCCGGGCUGGCUUGGGGGAUGGGGGAGGAAGCGGGGAGCUAGGGAUGCGACGAGGGAGGAUGUCGAGGGCUUUGUGGAGGAGGGGCAGCUGGUAUGGAGGGAGUUGGAGGCGUUGAGGGAGGUGUGGGAGGGGAGGAUUGAGGAAUAUGAGAGAAGUGAGAAGAAGGCAGAGUAG
Molecule: messenger RNA, 1290 nt
Organism: Endocarpon pusillum Z07020
Lineage: Eukaryota; Fungi; Ascomycota; Eurotiomycetes; Verrucariales; Verrucariaceae
Exons: 3
Coding region: 1-1290 (429 amino acids)
Biological process (GO): ergosterol biosynthetic process
Cellular component (GO): endoplasmic reticulum membrane; lipid droplet; mitochondrial outer membrane
Molecular function (GO): 3-beta-hydroxysteroid 3-dehydrogenase (NADP+) activity
Source: RefSeq, a predicted model, not a curated record